This is a messenger RNA of Trichoderma virens Gv29-8, 744 nucleotides long. RefSeq lists its product as uncharacterized. The record is from RefSeq and is a predicted model, not a curated record. The transcript is spliced from 5 exons. The coding region runs from base 1 to 744 and encodes 247 amino acids. Lineage: Eukaryota; Fungi; Ascomycota; Sordariomycetes; Hypocreales; Hypocreaceae.
AUGCCAUCCUAUCUCAUCACUGGUGCUAGCCGGGGACUUGGUCUAGGUUUUGCUGUAGAGCUGCUCAAGGAGCCAGAUAGCUUUGUCGUUGUGACUGCUAGGGAUCUCAAUCGUUCGAAAGCCUUGCACGACCUCAAAGCCAGGCACCCAAGCCGUGUUCACCUUAUUCAACUCGAUGUUUUUAGUGAAGAAAGCAUAAACGAAGCUGUGAAAGAAGCAACCAGUUUGCUGCCCAAUGGACUGGAUAAUCUUAUUAGCAAUGCUGGCAUUGGUGGUGAUCCGUUCAGUUCUUGGGAAACAUUGGACAUUGACAUAACGAUGCAAGAGGUGGCAUUCAGUAUAAAAACUCAUAUCUUGGUCAUUCGAUCUUUUCAUCCUCUCGUUCUUAAAAGCCAACAAAAGAAGGUCCUUGUGCUUUCAUCAGUCUUGGGGUCAAUUGAACUGGCGCCAUCGCUUUCUGUGUCGAAUGGCUAUUCGAUUGCGAGAGCUGCCCUUAAUAUGGCUAUUCGAAAGUGGAGUGGUGUAAUGACAGAUGGUGUUAUCAUGACUCUUCUUCACCCUGGGUACGUGGGAGAAACGAAUAUUGGAAGUCCACUUUUAGAUUUCAUGAAGCAGAAUGCGCCGCAUAUCCCAGUCAUCACUGUCGAGCAAUCCGCCGUAGGGAGCAUGAAGGUAUUAAAGGGACUUGCACACAAAGAUCAUGGAGCAUUCUACAGCUACGAUGGAACAAAGCUGCCAUUUUAG